CUUAUAGGAACUCUAUUUUAGACUAGUGUCUUGGCAAUAGAAUAUAAAGGUCUCUCUCUCCCCUCUUAGAUUAAUUUCUUUUUCUUACUAUCCUAAUAGUAUUCGUAUCCUUGUCUUCUCUCCUCAAUAUCUCGUUCGCGCAACAACUACUUGUCUCAGUCCUUAGCCCUUGUUACUUCACCAGUCGACAUAUUAUAGCAAGAACUACGCCCUCUGUGGUAAUAUAUUAGCUUGACCUUUAUCAUGGCUAUUCAUCCAACUACUACAUCUAGACGCAAGGUCUAUCAAACCAGACGAGUAACUCAAGCACAUCGCAAUGCCAAAGCUCGGGUAGCUACUACGCGAGCUGGCAACAACACAGCUCGAGACAUUGUCCACGUCAACUGCACCUCCCCUACAUCCUCGCUGACCAAGAUCUUCACCAUCCCAGCCCGCAUCAUGAAGUUCUGCCCCGUCUUCGCAACGGCACUCCGGAAUACCCCUCACGGCCAACCAACCAAAAUGCCCCUCCUUAUCGAGCCCGCCGUAUUCGCGACCGUCAUCUGUUGGCUGCAAACCCAUCAAUUGCGGGUCCCGCCCGAGGUUACUCGUACACCCUCUCCCACGUUUACCGCCACCCUCCAAUUAACAGCCAGACAGUGGAAUCUUCCCCAACUGCACGAACAAGUAGCUGCCAAGCAACGACAGCGUGCAUCUAGGCUGGCGAUGGCAGCUCCGGCCCAGAAAGUCCAUCAGGUGUAUUGGCGUGAGCUGGAUGCUCAUGCUCAGAGGAUCCGACGGCUACAGGGCGGAUUGCAGAUCACGAGGAUGUGGAAAUCGCUUGCAGUCGGGUCGGCGAGGAGGGAGGCGUUUGUUAGGUUCUGUGUUGAUCGGUUUGCGGUGGGUGGGAGAAAGCUCCCGCCUAAUAUCCCGCGAGAGUUGCGUGUCCUGAUUAUUAAUGACCUCAAUCGUAUUGCCGCUGAGGCAGAGAAUGUUCAGGAUUGGAUUAUUACCUAAGCUGUUGAUGAGCACGUGAAGCUGGAGGGGACUGUGAACUAUAUUGGAAAACACCGAAGUCAUCAGCGUAUUAUGAGAUACGCGGGGUUGAAUAGAGCAUGAAAUAAAUCGACACGGCCAUUUGGAUUCUGGAUUUAACGACGGUUCUGGUUUGCGAGAAAAAAAAGAAAAAGAAAACAAAAUCUAGGUUUCGAUUUUAAUUACGCAGAAGUCUUAUUAUUUCGAGUUAUUAUUAUUCUGAAUUAGCUUUAUUCAUAUCUCUUCUAUCAAGCUUUAUAUAUAGUAUCAA
Messenger RNA from Cadophora gregata, 1285 nucleotides. RefSeq lists its product as uncharacterized. The transcript has a single exon. NCBI's taxonomy places the organism in Eukaryota, Fungi, Ascomycota, Leotiomycetes, Helotiales, Ploettnerulaceae. The record is from RefSeq and is a predicted model, not a curated record. The coding region runs from base 244 to 996 and encodes 250 amino acids.